AUGUAUAACAAGGCCAACUACAAUGUCAAGAUAGCAUCACAUGCUAAAGAGAACCUCGAGUCCUUCUACAGAUAUAUCCAAAACCUCAAAGGCGGCACACAUCAGUGUGCCAAACUGGUGGACAAUAGUGCUAUCUUCACUGAGAUGAUGUCUCGACAAUGGAUGAAGGUACAAGCGAUUGACGGUUUACAUUUUAAUCUUCCGCUCCAAGAUGUCUGGAUUACGGAUGAAAGUACAAGCGAGAGCCAUUUCCAUUUAGAUCACUGUGGUGCCUUACCGUAUAUGACUGAAAUGGUCGGCUAUGAUGGUCCAAUCUACAUGACACAUCCCACAAAGGCCAUCUGUCCAAUUCUUCUAGAAGAUUACAGGAAAAUUACUGUGGACAAGAAGGGCGAGACAAACUUUUUCACUUCCCAGAUGAUAAAAGACUGCAUGAAGAAAGUUGUGGCUGUGAACCUUCAUCAAACAGUGCAGGUUGAUGAUGAGUUAGAAAUCAAGGCCUACUAUGCUGGACAUGUCUUGGGAGCAGCCAUGUUUUUUAUCAAAGCGGGAUCUGAGUCUGUUGUGUACACUGGUGAUUACAAUAUGACACCUGACAGGCAUUUAGGGGCAGCAUGGAUUGACAAGUGCCGUCCUGAUAUCCUGAUCACAGAGUCUACGUAUGCGACUACUAUCCGUGACUCUAAACGUUGCAGAGAACGGGAUUUCCUGAAGAAGGUACACGAGACGAUAGAAAAUGGAGGCAAGGUUCUGAUUCCAGUUUUUGCUCUGGGCCGAGCCCAAGAACUCUGCAUCCUUUUGGAAACAUUUUGGGAACGAAUGAACCUGAAGGCACCAAUCUAUUUUUCAAUGGGUCUGACAGAAAAAGCCAAUCAUUACUACAAACUUUUCAUCACCUGGACCAAUCAGAAAAUCAGGAAGACUUUUGUACAAAGAAACAUGUUUGAGUUUAAGCACAUUAAAGCAUUUGACCGAUCAUAUGCAGAUAACCCUGGACCCAUGGUAGUAUUUGCUACCCCAGGCAUGCUCCAUGCCGGACAGUCCUUGCAGAUUUUCAAGAAAUGGGCAGGAAAUGAGAAAAACAUGGUCAUUGUACCAGGUUACUGUGUGCAGGGAACUGUGGGGCACAAAAUCCUGAAUGGAACAAGGAAGCUAGAAAUGGAAGGAAGGCAAACUCUUGAGGUGAAGAUGCAGGUGGAGUACAUGUCAUUCAGUGCACAUGCUGAUGCAAAAGGAAUAAUGGAGCUGAUACGACAAGCUGAGCCUCGCAAUGUGCUACUAGUCCAUGGAGAGGCAAAGAAGAUGGCAUUUCUGAAGCAGAAAAUAGAACAAGAAUUUAGUAUCAGCUGCCACAUGCCUGCCAAUGGAGAAACAGUCACUCUUGUCACAAACCCUAACAUUCCUGUUGACAUAUCCUUAGGCUUGCUGAAAAGAGAGGUAUCACUAGGCCCAUUACCUGACCCUAAGAAGCCCAAAGUUAUGCAUGGCACUCUCAUCAUCAAGGAGGGGAGCCUUCGUCUGGUAUCUCCUGAGCAGGCCUUGAAGGAAUUGGGCCUCACCGAGCACCAUCUCCGGUUUACAUGCAGUGUGACAAUACAAGAUAGUCACAAAGAUCAAGAAACACUGAAUCGGAUCUACAGCCACUUAAAGAGCAUUUUGAAAGAUUACUCCAUCCAACACCUGCCAGAUGGAUCUGUAAUGGUAGAAUCCAUCCUUAUUAAAAUCUCUGCCCCCUCAGAGGACCAGGGAACUAAAGUUAUACUGGUCUCAUGGAGUUACCAGGAUGAGGAGUUGGGAAGUUAUUUGACCACGUUGCUUCGAAAAGGAUUACCUCAAAGCACAACUUAGUGUUGCGGAGUUGAAUCUAGCUGGAUGGAGAAGAAGAAGCAAAAUUACCCACUUGUUUUGAUUUGAUUUUUUAACAAAUAUGUUUAUUAAAAUAACUGAUUAAAA
Molecule: messenger RNA, 1953 nt
Organism: Protopterus annectens (West African lungfish)
Lineage: Eukaryota; Metazoa; Chordata; Ceratodontiformes; Protopteridae
Gene: INTS11
Product: integrator complex subunit 11
Exons: 16
Coding region: 1-1848 (615 amino acids)
Biological process (GO): snRNA processing
Cellular component (GO): nucleus
Source: RefSeq, a predicted model, not a curated record